AUUUCCCUCUCCCACUUUCAUUUUUUGUUCAUAAAUAUCAUCUUCUUCCUUCCCAAAUCCUUCACCAAAAUUUCCCACAAGUUUAGAAGAAAAAAAAAAUGCAUUCCCAAUCCUCCCCAACAAAGCAUGAUCAACCACCAUCAAAUAAUGCCCGGAAUCCCACCCUUCAAAGAGUCCUCCUCGCCUUCAAUUCCAUCUUGAUGUCCAUCGGCAACUGCGGCGGUCCUCUGAUUCUCCGUCUAUACUUCAUCCACGGCGGUAACCGCGUGUGGCUUUCCAGUUGGCUGUUCACAGGCGGUUGGCCCAUCAUCCUUCUCCCUUUAGCCAUAAGUUACAUUCAUCGCCGCCGUACGGCCACCGACGGAACCAAAACGAAGUUGAUUUUCAUGAGGGAGCCGCUUUUGUUGUUGGGUUCGGCCGUAGUCGGGGUUCUCACGGGAGUAGACAACUACCUGUUCGCUUACGGAAUGGCGAGGCUGCCGGUAUCGACAUCGUCGCUGAUAAUCGCGUCGCAGUUGGCGUUCACGGCGGGGUUCGCGUAUUUGUUGGUGAAACAAAAGUUCACGAGCUACACAGUAAAUGCGGUGGUGUUGUUGACGAUGGGAGGGGCGAUAUUGGCAUUGCACUCGAGUGGAGAUCGGCCGGAGGGAGAAACGAAUGGAGAGUACAUAGCAGGGUUUUUGAUGACGUUGGGGGCGGCGGUGUUGUACGGAUUGAUAUUGCCGUUGAUAGAAUUGAUGUAUAAGAAAACGAAACAGAGACUAACAUAUACAUUGAUAUUGGAAAUUCAGUUGGUGAUGGCAAUAUCUGGAACUCUUGUUUGCACCAUUGGAAUGUUAAUCAACAAUGAUUUUCAGGCAAUAGCAAGAGAAGGAAGAGAAUUUGGACUUGGAAGUACAAAAUACUACGUCGUAUUAGUGAUGAGCUGCAUAAUAUGGCAAUGUUUCUUCAUCGGAGCAGUUGGAGUUAUCUUUUACUCAUCCUCUUUAUUUUCCGGCAUAGUAAUUGCACUUUUAUUGCCGGCGGUCGAAAUUCUAGCCGUCGUAUUUUUUCGGGAGAAAUUUCAGGUGGAAAAAGGAGUUUCUUUGGCUCUCAACCUGUGGGGAUUUGUGUCAUACUUUUACGGAGAAUUUAAGCAAACCAAGAAGAUGAAAUCAAAAGAGCUACAAAAAGCUCAAGCUUCAACAACACCCAUUCAAAAUCAAAAUGUUUGAUGAUAUUUUUUUUUCUCUUUAGGGUGUUGCAUUUUCUUACCAUCUUAUCUCUAUGCGUUACUUUCAUCACUUACACCAUAAAAGAAUUAAGAUAUUAAGAAAAAAAAUAAGUAAACAUUUUCCGCAACAAUUUGAUAGUAUAUAUAUAAAAUUAAUAUAUAUAUAUUUAUGCAACUUGAUAUCAUUCAAGUCUCUGCUAUAAAUUGUUGUUAACUAAAUUACAAAGAAAGUAUCUUCUUUCCUUA
Molecule: messenger RNA, 1459 nt
Organism: Cucumis sativus (cucumber)
Lineage: Eukaryota; Viridiplantae; Streptophyta; Magnoliopsida; Cucurbitales; Cucurbitaceae
Product: purine permease 3
Exons: 2
Coding region: 99-1214 (371 amino acids)
Cellular component (GO): membrane
Molecular function (GO): purine nucleoside transmembrane transporter activity
Source: RefSeq, a predicted model, not a curated record